Molecule: messenger RNA, 3205 nt
Organism: Phragmites australis (common reed)
Lineage: Eukaryota; Viridiplantae; Streptophyta; Magnoliopsida; Poales; Poaceae
Exons: 18
Coding region: 291-2999 (902 amino acids)
Biological process (GO): transcription by RNA polymerase III
Cellular component (GO): transcription factor TFIIIC complex
Molecular function (GO): protein binding
Source: RefSeq, a predicted model, not a curated record
AGACAGUGCCACCUGAAAUCACGCACGCCGCCCUCCGCCGCCUGCUCGCACGUCGCCGCCCGGCCGUCUGGGGUCCAUCGCCCCGCCCUCCUCCGCCGCUGCUCAGCUCCAUCACGCGGCACUACGCCUUCACCCUCGCCCCAGCCAUCCAGCGGGGCCGUAACUAAGCGGGCGUUGCGACCCUCGGCGAGUGGCGCGGCGGGGGGUGAGGUGGACGGAGCCGGGCGCGCGCCUAGUGAGGAGUCAUCCUGCGCCUUCUACCACCACCCUCAGCUUGCGCGCCUCCGGCGAUGUCGGCUGUGACGGGGGACGGCGGCGGCCAGCGAGCGUCCGUCGCGGAGGAGGCGGGGGAUCGCGGGCGCGACGGGGAGGAACAUGAUGAGGAGUUCGAGGAUGAGGAUGAGGAGGAUGGGUACGAGUUCGGCGACGCCGAGGAGGCGAUGCAGUGCGUGGAGAUGGCGGAGCGGAGCGCUGCCGCCCGCGCGCAAGAUUACGAGGCGCUCGCGGCGCGCAAGCGCAAGGCCCUCGCCGAGGAGCUUCCCCCGAGGGAGGAAUGUUCCAAGAGGCCAAGGCAGUAUGAGCUUUCGGAAGCGGAAGCGGCGACCAUAUUUGACCAACUGAUGGAAGGCUUCGGUCUUCGGCGCAAAAGAAAGUCCAAAGAUACCAAGAAAAGGGGAAGAAAGAAAGGAACAAAGAAUAAGUGCAAUCCUGAAGUUAUUAAAAAGUUGGGUGAUGCUACUCUACUUUUUGCUGACAGCAAAUUUAAGGAGGCAAUUCCUAUACUUCAUGAGAUUGUGAGAAUUGCACCAAAUUUUUCAAAUUCAUAUUAUCUACUUGGUAGCAUUUAUAUAGAGACUGGUGAAGUAGAUAAAGCCAUAAACUUCCUGAUGCUUGCCGCAUAUGUCUCCCCAAAGGAUGCAUCUCUGUGGAAGAAACUCAUUCCCUUGGCAUUGAGAAAAAAGGAUGCUUCUCUGGCAAGACACUGUUAUUUAAAAGCAAUGAGGGCAGAUCCAGAAGAUGUAGGACUGAAGUAUGGUUGUGCUAAUAUAUAUCGCGAACUUCAUGACUAUCAGAAAGCUGCUGAGAUAUAUGAGCAGAUAAUUAGAAUUGAUCCUGCCAAUGUAUUCGUUCGUAAAGUAGCAGCACAGAUGUACAGAGAUUGUGGUCAAAUUGACAAAGCUAUUAAUUUGUUGGAAGACUACGUCAAUACUCGAACUACUAACAUUGACUGGAGUGUUCUAGAUUUAUUGAUAUCACUUUAUCUGAGAAAUAAUGCUCUUAGUGAAGCACUAAAGCAGAUCGAGAAGGCACACCUACUAUUGGGAUCUCAACACGAAUUACCAGUACAAUUGCAGGCAAAAGAAGUAAUCUGCCAUGCUUAUCUUGGAGACAUGAAACAUGCUGAGGUUUUCCUUCAGGCUGUGCACUUGGAGCCAUCAGAAGAUGACACUGAUGUAAUUAAGGAGCUUGCUAGCACUUUCGAAAAUAUGGGACAAUAUGAGUAUGCCGUAAAGUUUUACCUGAAGAUUGAAAAUGAUGCUGUUCGUAAUGAUGGUAGUUCGAAUGUCAAAAUCGCUCAGUGCUAUAUGGUCUUAGGGGAGAAAAGAAAAGCUAUUCCUUAUUUUUAUAAAGCCUUACAAAGCAUGAAGGACAAUAUUGAUAUACGGGUAACCUUAUCCUCUCUUCUUAUUGAUGAGGGCAAGACAGAUGAAGCUGUCACUUUGCUUUCUCCUCCCAAAAGUCCAGAGUUGCAGUCUACUUAUACUCCAGACCAACAAAAACCUUGGUGGUGUGAUGGGAAAGUAAAGAUUCAGCUUGCAAAAAUUUACUACAAUAAAGGCAGGCUGGAAGACUUCUUGGACACAAUUUUUCUUCCCAUUCUGAAAACAUUGGAUGUUGAAUAUGCUAAUCGAAAGGUCAGACCAAUGAAAAAGCUUCCAAAUACUGUUCUGCAUGAAAGAGUUAAAGUAUUGGGUGAACAGCGUCCAGAUAGCGUAUUUCAAGGAUUGAGGCCAAUAGCGUCACCUGUGGAGUUACAAAAGGCAAACAGAGCAAAGAAAAUUAUAGAGAAAAGGGCAGCUUCAAAUGUGGAAUUGAAAACUGAUGAUUCGCGAAGAGCAAAGCAGGCUCCUCCUGUUCCUGGUCUACUGACAAAUACAGAGAAUCAUCAGCUCGUGUUAAAUCUUUGUCGAACAUUAGCUUUGCUGCAGCGAUAUUCGGAGGCACUCCAGAUUAUCAACCGCACUCUAAAACUCGGAAAUGAUGCACUCUCCGAUGACAACAAAGAGAAACUCAGAUCCUUGGGUGCUCAAAUAGCGUAUAGAGCUCCAGAUCCCAGUCAUGGAUUUAAGUAUGUUCGUUAUGUAGUUCAGCAGCACCCAUAUUCUGUCUCUGCUUGGAAUUCCUACUAUAAAGUGACAUCAAGAAUAGAGGAUGGGUUUUCACAUCAUUUCAAAUAUAUUCUUCGGACAAGAGAAGAAAAGACUGACUGUGUGCCUCCUAUAAUUAUAUCUGGGCAUCGAUUUACUGCUAUAAGUCAGCAUCAAUCAGCCGCUCGGGAUUACCUGGAAGCUUAUAAGUUGGAGCCUGAAAACCCUCUUAUUAAUCUCUGUGUAGGCACCGCCUUGAUUAACUUGGCCCUUGGCUUCAGGCUUCAGAAUAAGAACCAGUGCAUCGUCCAAGCCUUUGCGUUCCUCUAUAGAUACCUGCGCCUUUGUGGGAACAGUCAGGAAGCCUUCUACAACAUUGCUCGGGCAUACCACCACAUUGGCCUGAAUACCUUGGCAGCCAUUUACUAUGAGAAGGCUUUAGCAACUGAGGAGAAAGAUCAUCCUAUUCCCAAGCUUCCAUACGAGGCUGAUUCAUGUGCGCAGCAGGAUCUGAGGCCAGGGUAUUGCGACGUACGAAGAGAGGCUGCGUUUAAUCUGCACCUAAUCUACAAGAAAAGUGGAGCAACUGAUCUUGCAAGAAGGAUUCUGAAAACAUACUGCAGUGUUUAGGAGUUCUUAUUGUCUAGUGUUGUCGGUCAAAUCCAUACCCUACGUGGGUUCCCGCAGUGCUAUAGGAUCAAGCUAGUCUAUACAGCUAGAACAUUGAUGUAUUUAUAUCAGUAACGUAGAUGAAUAGUUAACGAAGUGCUAGAUCCAAAUGUAAGGCUAUCUCUAACCGAAUCCAAUAGUUUCCUUUUGCAGUUCUUGUUCUCGUU